Chiloscyllium plagiosum (whitespotted bambooshark) is the source of this 1533-nucleotide messenger RNA. It is a transcript of the gene rilpl2, whose product is annotated as Rab interacting lysosomal protein-like 2. Gene Ontology annotation, cellular component: ciliary basal body; cytoplasm. Gene Ontology annotation, biological process: cilium assembly. NCBI's taxonomy places the organism in Eukaryota, Metazoa, Chordata, Chondrichthyes, Orectolobiformes, Hemiscylliidae. Gene Ontology annotation, molecular function: protein dimerization activity; small GTPase binding; dynein light intermediate chain binding. The record is from RefSeq and is a predicted model, not a curated record.
CAUAAUUUUGUAAACCUCGAUAAGGUCACUCCAUAGCUUUAAUGUGGAAGAAUGUUUUUAAAAGAGAAAUGAAAAGGUAAAAUCACGAAUAUUUGAGAAUCAAGUUGAAAAGCCAAUCUAUUCCCCCCUCAUUAAAUAUAUGGAUAAACACAGGCCUUGUACUAGCUUGUAUGGAGCAGGCAUCUUCCAUAUAUUAUUGUUCCAUGCCGGGAUAUCAGUUCGGGAAUGACAUUUGUCCUGAGUACACUGGAAGUGGAUUGAAUCAGCCGGGAUACUUCCAAUCUCCACCAGAAGCCACUCCGAGGAAGUUUAAAAUUACGUUUGAUGGUAGCCAGAUAAUUAAAUAUCUAUUAGGAACUCACUUUCGGGACCACUUGGUUGUAAUGCAGCGCUCCGAAAGCUAAUGCUUCCAAAUAAACCUGCUGGACUAUAACCUACUGUGAUGUGAUUUUUAAACUUUGUCCACCUUAGUCCAACACCGAUACCUCCAGAUCCAUAUUUCUCCCGAAGUGUUGCUAAACAACUUGGGCGGCACUGCAAAACAGACGCCUGGAUUGGUUUAGAAAAACGUCAAUCAAACAACAGUCCAGCUUCCUGUCAUGUGAAACUUGGUACACAAGGAGGAAGUGCGGAAUACAGUUAUUCCACUGCUUGGAGCAGUUUAAGUCCAGCAGUGAGUGAGAAGGCGCAGCCAGGGAAAAAAAAAUCAAUGGAGGACGAACUGAACCCCACAUCAGCAUUUGAGAAAGACCCGUUCAAGCUCACAGCUGAAGACGUCUACGAUAUGUCUUAUGUCAUUGGCCGCGAUUUAUUCAAACUCAGUAGCUCAGAAGACAGCCGUACAGUCUCCGAACUGCAAUAUAAGGUCAUCAGAGUUCUAGAAAUAUUCGAGUUGCUGGUGGACAGGCAGAACCUAACAGUCGAGAAACUGAAAAUUGAACGGGACAAUUUGAGGAAGGAAACGGAAAGGCUUCACAGUGAACUCCAAAAUGCAACAAGCGAUUCAGAGAAGCCGCAAAAGAAUGGAACAGACAAACUGGUGAUCGAUGUCAAUGACCCAAAUCGGCCUCGUUUCACACUUCAGGAACUGACGGAUGUGUUGCAAGAACGCAAUAAACUUAAAGCGCAGUUACUCGUUGCUCAAGAAGAACUGGAGUGUUAUAAAAGCGGAUUAAUCCCUACAAAAGAACCACAAAGUCUGGAAAAGGUGUCUGGUGCAAAUCGUGAAAGUGAACAAACUACAGUUAAGAAACUGUUUUCUCUUAAACAUCGAAAAAAUCAUUAAGCAUGUUGGACACAAGGAUCUUCAAAAAAGUUUUCUAAGCACUGAUUAUUUUCAUACUCAUAACUGAUUAUUUUCUUAAACAGAAUGGCGGCACUCUGAAAACAGUAUAUUGAUGCAGGAAUUUCCAAAGUUUAAUUUUCUAAAGAAUUUGAAAAAUAGGUUUUGCUAUGUGUAAUAAUAAAAUGAUGUGUUUUUCUAUGUAGCGCAAGAAUGCAAAAAGAAAUUAAAGUAGAUUUAAUUUCAAAGUA